Molecule: messenger RNA, 1470 nt
Organism: Zea mays
Lineage: Eukaryota; Viridiplantae; Streptophyta; Magnoliopsida; Poales; Poaceae
Exons: 2
Coding region: 180-1034 (284 amino acids)
Source: RefSeq, a predicted model, not a curated record
CUCAUUCUUAUCUCACGUACAGCUAUGCACCGUUCUUCAUCUGACUCUCUCACGGCCACACGUACUCGGUCUCAUCCUGAGCCGUUCUCUACGUGCACUCUUUGCUCUCUCUGACCAACAAGCCAUGUCUCCUCCGCGUUUGGUUCCUGCUGUACGCGCCUCCUCCUUGUUGUCCGUCCAUGGAGCUCGCUCCGGCCUCCUGCUCCCUCAGUCGGCACUGUGCUCGGCUUCCAGCUCAUCAAGCUCAGCCCCCAUGGCCGAGCGCCCUCCCAGCCAUGACCCCCCCGGUGUUUGGCCCUAGUCGCUCGCCCUCAACUGUGCUGCGCCAACGCUCCAGCCAUGGAGUCCCUACGCGCACACCUCCACUCGGAUUUCGCCAAGGCUCGUGCUGUUCCCUGGCGCUUCUUCCUGCGCCGCGCCCCUGGCUCCUCUGUUGGCCGCGCGGCCGUCUCCUGCUCCCUGCUCGCCGAGCUCCUUGUGCAGGCCGCAUUCCUCUACUCGGCCACGGAUGUCACAUUGUCGGCCGCGGCUUUCUCUCUCUACUUCACCUCCCUGUGCGUGGUAGUGCCCCUCUGCUCGCCACGGCGCGUCGAACUCUCGCGCCGAGUCCUUUUCCUGCUCGGCCGCCCGUGUUGCUGUUCUUUGCAUGUGCGCAGCUCCCUGUGCGUCGCUGUCCUCCCUCCCCAACUCCCUCUGGUCCGCGCUUUCUUCAGUUCGGCCAGACAGGACAUCGUUCCCUGCUGCAGUUCGUUGUUGAAUCGCCUGCUCGUUGUCUGUGCCAUCGAAACUUUCCGAGCUGUGCGCUCCUCUGUCCGGACCACCAGCCUACAAUUCCAGUAUUCUCGCCAUUGAAGAAUAGUCGCCGCACUCUGCGUCCUCGCCGUGUUCGUGAAGCUGUCGUGGAGUUGUUGUCAUUUUUCUUCGCGUCGUGUGCACACCACGCCGCCGCCUUCGUAUUUUUGGCAAGCCCCAACGUGCGCUCACGCUCAUCAUCCCCUGUUCGACCUUGUCGUCGAGCUUCGUCUCAGCCUUAGCUUGUCGGUCACGCUCGCCAGAUGUUCGAUCGAGGACUUCAGCUGAAGGCCGUCGUCGUUCAGGCAACUACCAAAUCAAAUUGAGAUGUGGUACGUGAAUUAACCACAUGAUGCGGAGAACCAGAACUGAGUCGACCACAAGAUGGUGCUGAUGAACGGAACUGAAGAUGGACAGACGAAACAAGUAUCAGAACAAAAGAUGGUCGUCAAGUGAUCGACGUCUAACAAACACUAACCUAGUGUUACCCAGGCAAGACCCGGUGCAUGCAACCCCUUUCUUAUGUUUUUAAAAGAUUUUUAUACACUUUAAGUCUAGUGAAAUGUGCAUUAAGUUUAUAGGAGUUGCUUGGAAACUAUUGGAUGCAUUGCCUACCUUAAUAUCCAUACCUUUAUAAAUACUUCUGAUGAAGUAUCAAAAUAUGAUUUACAAAAAUGC